GAGCAAAGGGAAAGAAGAGAGGAGGAGGAGGAGGGAGAAAGCGAGCAGGGAGGGAUCUAAGCUAGGGCUGCAGCGUGGCUCUGUGUCUGAAUGAAAGAGGGUCUCUCUCUCCCAUUCUUUCCUGCUGUCUGUCUCUCUGUAUGUAUGGCUUAUAUCCGGUGCAGCAAGUGAGCGCAUGUCCAGAGCAAACAUAGUUGGACUCUCCAAAUGACUUCAAGCUGGAAGUAAAUAUUUUUCAGAAACUUUGGCUGAAGAACUUUCAAUUUUCAAAUGCUUUUUGAAUUCCAUCCCUUUUUUUCUGAGAAGCUGGAAUACUUCUCAGAAAUGUGACUGUUUUUUUUGUUUUUUUUUUGAGGAUUGCUUAAAAUCCAGAAAACUAAUUUUUGGGAAAUUAUCAUGUGAUGGACAUUAAGCAACUUCAGUAACUGGAAGACUUGAAAACCUCAUCUCCUUUGAGAAUUUGUGUUGUGAUCCACCAUACUUUGGGGCACCGGUUCUGCCAACCAACUUCAGAUCUCCUCACCAACAAAAGAAAUUCCCUGGAUCUACAUCAGUGUGGCCUUAUAUACACACAUCACAGGGCCAUCUUGCCAUAGAAGCAGGAUGUGUGGGUUGAUAAUUUAACCAGCGCAAUCCUGAUCGCUCUGUAGGUCUCUGGCCAACUUGCAGGCAGGUGUGAGUCAGUGUGUUUGAUACACACACAUUCACACAUGGCUGCCUAAAACUGCAGAGUCCAGGACACCAAAUGAGGACAUUAAAAACUAUAAAAUAUUAUAGGGAUUUUAACUUUCACUUUCAAACCUGUGCUUGACAGAUGCUGGUGGAGAUGUAACAUGUACAUUGGCUUAUACUGAAACAUCACAUACAAACUACUUUGAUUAACGGCAUUAUUGGGUCAAGAGCCACUCUGUCCUGAACUGAAAGACAGCAUUUUUACACCAUGACCCUACAGACCUGUAAUUUGGUCCCCCAGUGCAUCCUGCAGCACACCUUCUUCCCUCACCUACUUCUGUCUGUGCUGCUGUUGCUCCUCCAGGCUUGGUGGGGGAGCUGUCACCCCCAGUGUUUGGACUACAAGCCUCCGUUUGAGCCCCGGCAGCCAUUGGUCUUCUGCAAGGAGUACUCCAAGUUUGGAUGCUGUGAUCUGGAGGAGGAUCGAAAGAUAUCAGUCAGGUUUUACAACAUCAUGGAAAACUUUGACAGUUCAGGUUAUGUCUCCUGCGGCAAAUACAUACGCAGCAUCCUCUGCCAGGAGUGUUCUCCAUACGCUGCCCACCUGUAUGAUGCUGAAGAUGCUAACACACCCAUGCGGGUGCUGCCUGGACUGUGUGGUGAUUACUGCUCCGAGUACUGGCAUCAGUGUCGGUACACACUCAGUCUCCUCUUGGAGGACAUAGGGGGCCCGCAGCAGUUUGCGAACCUGACGGCAACAAUAGAAGAAGAUCGCAGAAAGUUCUGUGACUUUCUGGAGCUGAAGGACAAACAGUACUGCUAUCCAAAUGUAUUGACAAAUGCAGAGCUAAAUGCUAACCUCGGCUCGGUACGUGAAAAUCCUAAAGGUUGUAUGGAGUUGUGUUUAGAGGAGGUUGCCAACGGGCUCCGCAACCCCGUGGCCAUGAUUCAUGCAGAUGAUGGAACUCAUCGCUUCUUUGUGGCGGAGCAGCUGGGUUACGUCUGGGUGUAUUUGGCCAACGGCUCCAGGAUCGACCGUCCUUUCCUCAACCUCACCCGGGCUGUCCUCACGUCACCAUGGGCCGGAGACGAGAGGGGAUUCCUCUGCAUAGCUCUGCACCCAAGGUUCACAACAGUCAGAAAAGCCUAUGUGUACUACUCUGUGUCUGUCAAGAGGGAGGAGAGGAUACGUAUCAGCGAGUUCACACUGUCAACAUAUGAUGAUAACCAACUAGACCACUCGUCUGAGAGAACCAUCCUUGAGGUGGUAGAGCCGGCAUCCAAUCAUAAUGGAGGGCAGCUUCUGUUUGGCCAUGAUGGCUAUCUGUACAUCUUCAUCGGUGAUGGUGGCCGAGCUGGUGACCCCUUUGGGGAGUUUGGCAAUUCACAGAACAAGUCGACACUUCUUGGCAAGGUGCUGCGGAUUGAUGUUGACAACAAUGACGAUGGCGCCCCGUACAGCAUUCCAUCAGACAACCCGUUCCUGGGGGAGAAUGAAGCGCGACCUGAGAUUUAUGCCUAUGGAGUGCGCAACAUGUGGCGUUGCUGCAUUGACCGUGGUGACCCCGCUACAGGCCGAGGGAGAGGCAGGAUGUUUUGUGGCGACGUGGGCCAGAACAAAUAUGAAGAGGUGGACCUCAUUGUUAAAGGGGGAAACUAUGGAUGGAGGGCCAAAGAAGGCUUCAGCUGCUACGAUCGCAAACUCUGCCAAAACUCAUCUCUAGACGACAUCUUGCCUAUCUUUGCCUACCCCCACAAGUUGGGCAAAUCAGUGACAGGAGGAUACAUCUACAGAGGCUGUGAAAUGCCCAACCUCAACGGACUCUACAUCUUUGGGGAUUUCAUGAGUGGGCGUCUGAUGUCUUUAAAGGAGGAUGUCACCACAGGUGAAUGGCAGUACAAUGAGAUCUGUAUGGGAACAGACCAGACCUGCAGAUUCCCCAGACUCAUCAACAGUUAUUACAAAUACAUCAUCUCUUUUGCUGAGGAUGAGGCAGGUGAACUUUAUUUCUUAGCCACAGGAGCCCCGAGUGCCGCAGCCAGAGCAGGAGUUGUAUUUAAGUUUGUGGACCCUUCCAGGCGAGCUCCACCAGGAAAAUGCAGCAUCAAGCCUUCACAUGUUAAGAUAAAGGGAAAACUGAUUCACUUCCACCCCAAAGAAGAGUUUGUAAUCAACAAGAAACCGACCACAACACCUGUUCCCACAACAAUGACAAGACAAACUACAACAACAACAAAAAAACCACCAAGAAAACCUAUGAUAAUAAUAAAACCACCAAUGCCAACAAGAAAAACAAUAAGAAAAACUCAACCACCACCACCAUCAACAGCAACAACCAGAAAAACAACAUUUCAGACGACAAGAAAAACAACAACGAGAAAGACAACAUUACCACCUUCAACAACAGCAACAACCAGAAAAACAGCAUUGCAGACGACAAGAAAAACAACAACGAGAAAAACAACAUUACCACCAACAACGGCAACUAUAAAAGCAACAGUAAUAAAAACAACCUCGGCCACAACAAUAAAACCAACAACCUUACCCACAACUGUGCAGAUGGCCAUGGCAACAACUCCUGCCCCAACCACACCCACUGGUUAUCGCACAACCGUCAUGACUGCAGUCUCCUCUAGGAUUGCUCAAACCCCAAUCAUCACCACACGUCCAACAAGGAGACAUGGGAGACCCCUUCAUUAUCCCCCUAGUAGCACCACUUCCAAACUUUUAACCUCACCACUGCUUCCUCGUUCUCCAUCCACAACAUCUCUGAAACGAUCCCAGAUGGCUCUGACCUCUACACGUUACCCUGAGCGUGGUGGAGCAUUGACCACACCUCGUCCACCAUAUUGGAGCCAGAAACCCACCAUGUCACCCUACAAGACCCAAAGACAGCCAAUCAACGCCACGCUGCCUAAAGUACAGGAAGAGAAGCGGUGGCUUGGAGAGAGGCCAGAAAUUGCUGGGGAGGGGAACCAAGUAUAUAAGAGGCCCAGAGGAAGAGGUAGAGGUCACAUCUACAACAGAGGAAGAGGAGGGCGAAGGCUGAGGGUUGGCUCAGUGCGACUGGUGAGCGCUGGUGGUUUAAGAGAUCGAGGCAGAGUGGAGAUCUUCAUCCGUGGAGAGUGGGGGACAGUGUGCGAUGACCUGUUCACCAGCAAGGCAGGCACUGUGGUGUGUCGACAGCUUGGCUUCACGACGGCACUGGCAGUGGUGAAGAGGGCUGCACUGGGGGCAGCAGACAGCAGCGUCAGGAUCCUGUUGGAUGACGUGGAGUGUGAGGGUGGGGAAAAAUCGCUGCUGGAGUGCAAGAGAUCCAGGGUCGGGAAACACAACUGCUCACAUGGGGAGGAUGUAGGGGUGAUAUGCAGGUAGUACAGAGGGGUGAAAGUAGAAGAGCACAGGAAGGAAAGGAGGAGACAGUGGAGUGAUGCAUGGUACUGUCACACACAGGAAGUGAUAGGAUUAGGAGGAGGUGAGCAAAGACGAAGAGUUUUUGGAGAAGGUAUAAAAGGGUAUGACAGACUGCACAUUUUUAAGCAAGAACGUUCUAGUCAGUUUGCCAAAAGUUCCAUGAAUCAUAUUUUUUCCUCUUUGCCUGUUUUGCAUAUUGAUGUUUGAGCAUUUAGCAGUGGCUGUGAAUUGAACAACAAAUAUCCAUCUACAUUAUCUCACUCUUCUUACUAUGCAUUUCUAACAAAGAAGGGAGACACGUAGAGGAGGUGCAUGUCCCUACUUGGGGCCUUUCGUUGGUUUAGUCUGGUCGUAUUUGAAGACGGCUUCUCCUAAACUCACUCAGUCAACUGUUGUGUAAAAACUAACCAAGUACAUACAGUAAACACCAAUGAUUAUAGUGAAUUGUAAAAUACAAACUAAAAAUAAUUCAAAAUUUCAGUGACAGUAAGCAGCCAAGGGAAUCUGCAUGAACUCACCCAACGCUUAAACAAACCCCUUUGUAAUGAUCCGGUCAAUUCAUCAUUUGUGAUGGCAACAAUUUCAGCCAAAUCGUGUCAUUUCAGUGGAAAUGCAGCGUUCAGUGGAAUUAAUCUGCCUAAACUCUCCAAGUUCACGUGUUCGCUAUCCAAAUUUACAAUGCCAAAACUCCACUCUACCAAAGUGUAAACUGCUCCACAAAUGAGAUGCAGAGUGAUUUGCAUCUACUUCUGCCAGUAAUGACGCAGGAGAGGAUGGUAAAAAUACGUUCCCUUGAAAUGACUGUGCUAACUGUAUGAUUAGUGACCACAAGUCAAAAUAGUCUCGACGUCAGUGUCUGUAGCUUCAAACAACGCUUAUCUUGACAGAUGCCCAAAUAAAUUUUGUUGUGCCACUCUCUAGUGUGACCUGGCACUUUUGGCAAAACGGAUUUACCGUCACGACAAACAAGACAAUACACUGGUAUUGUUGAUGUAAAAAAGUCAACACUUGAUGAAAGAGCCUUGUUGAAAGAGUGCAAACGAUAAUACUACCAAGUUGUUUCAUGUUUGUUACUUUUUGUACUCUUAGAGGUUUAAUCGGUUUUUUUUCAUAAAUAAAAAUGUUAAUUAACACAAAAUUUGUCAAAAUGGAGUAAGUUAGUUUUGGAGAAACCGUAAUCACAUUCGAUCUAUUCUGUUUACAUAUUUACUUGUGAAAAGCCGCCCGUUAAAAUAACCAACUGUGUUCUAAGAAGAUAUUUGUAUUUUUGUAUUGUAUAAUUUCAACGGGUCUACUUUCUAUUUGCAUUUUAACAUGUUUUUGAAUGUAGUUUUAAGAUGAAAAAAAACUAAAGAGUUUUAACAAGGUAAUGCAGGACAUUCUCUACGCUGAAUGUAAUAAAAUGUUUCCAGUUUUAUAUUGAGAGAUUUAACAGCACAGACUUCCUGUGAUA
Messenger RNA from Xiphias gladius (swordfish), 5540 nucleotides. Its product is annotated as HHIP-like protein 1. The transcript has 14 exons. Lineage: Eukaryota; Metazoa; Chordata; Actinopteri; Istiophoriformes; Xiphiidae. Gene Ontology annotation, cellular component: membrane. Bases 941 to 4048 code for a protein of 1035 amino acids. The record is from RefSeq and is a predicted model, not a curated record.